AAAAAGGUAGGUCUUGAGUUUGCUUUUUAAAAAUGGUAUGGUAUCUACAGUUAUGUUAUAAUCGUCACAGCUGAAAUUUGUUACUUGGAUCACAUGGAAAGUGAUCCAAACAAACUGCCUGAAAACAAAACAACACUUUUGCAUCUAUUUUGUGUAAGAAGUUGAAGCACCACAUUAUGAAGUAUGGUCUGACCAGUGUCCAAGAAAAGUUGGGGCAUCUGAACACAAAGGCAUCAAAUGAAAAAGGAGCACACAAGCUAAUUUCAACAUUUGAUUUGUUGCUUUUAAUAACAUUUUCAAUCAAAUAUGGGUUUGUUAAACAAUAGGCUUACGUAAACCUCUGUCUAUAAAGGUACUAUACAAAUAAAAUUUAUUAUUAUUAUUAUCCCACUGGUUGUACACAACAUCCUAACUUUUCUGAAAAUGGGCCUCAUAAGCCUGGCACAAACUUGAUUAAUGCUGAGCAAAAAAAUAAUGAAUUUAUAACAUAUAAUAUUUAAUUUCUUACAUUACAUAUUAGGUAAACAUAAAGAUUUAAGUUGAGCCCGUAUCUUACAGUGGAUCAAAUUAAAUAGUGGGCACAACUAUUUUAGAUGUAUUUUGUUGGAAAAAUGAUCUGCCAACUCAAUAUUUUUAGCAACCAGAUAUUAUAUCAACUAAGUGGCAACAUAAAGAAUGAAGAUGGGCCCCUCAAAUUGAUAAAAGCUGCGAAACUUGUAAGUUAAUUUCACCUUGUGACCCCACGUGCGUUUUUACAGUUCAUGUUGCGGCAGUCAUUGCCUCAGAGCUGCGAGACUCUGUAAUGGUUUAACAAACUAUGCAAACAGAGCAGAACAGUAAUGAUGACACAGGCAGACUUCUUAAGAACAUGAGCUGACUACAUGGAAAAUGCUCAUGAAUGUCGGUAAAACGGGUAUAUUCUGAAAGUACCAACCAUACCAUAAGCAAAUAUCUAAUGACGAGUGUCAGGAAGUGGAUGAUGAAACGCGGGGGACGUGAUGAUGCAAGAAAAUAGGUGCAACAGUUUCACCAAAACGUCUUUCACUUUCUUUCAUUUACCGGAGGAAAAACCCCACUGUGUCAAAGACAGCCCCUCCCUCUGUGUCCAGCCUGCACAAGGGUGUCUUCGAUAUAUUUACCGGGAGCAAGCUAAUUUCUUUGUUUGAUGCUCUGUAGGAGGCGGUGACUGUUUGUUUGUUGGUGAAUCAAACUCACCCGCCCGUGCAUCGGAAAUGCCGCAAGUAGCUGCGCCCUCCAUAAGGAGGGAGGCGGAGACAUAAUAAGCUCACAUGAUGUCACAGUUACGGGACGUAAAAGUGCAGCCAGAGAGCUCAGAGCACUCAGAUCAGCUGCUCUUACAGAGAGCUACACCUCAGCAAAGAUAUGCAAAGCCCUCCCAAGCCUCAGUUUGCCAGCUGGCUCAUCCAGCAGGUGGAGACAGGCCAGUACACAGGCCUGUGCUAUGUGGGCCAGAAUAAGUUCAGAGUCCCCUGGAAACAUAACUCAAGGAAGGACUGCAACGACGAGGACAGCAAAAUAUUCAAGGCCUGGGCGGUUGCAAGUGGGAAAAUCAACGAUUUCCCCAAUGACAAGGCUAGGUGGAAAACCAACUUCCGCUGCGCUCUGAACAACCUCUCUGAGCGCUUCAAGAUGGUCAAAGAUAACUCCAAGAAUUCUGAUGACCCUCAUAAAAUCUACGAGAUCAUAAACACAGAGUAUAACUAUGCAAACUUGCUUGCGCAAGACUCCCUAGAGGAUCUGGAAAUGGAUAUCCAAAGCUCUCCGAUAGAGUCCUUUCCUUCAAGAAAUGAGCUAAAUCUGCUGAACAGUUUAGUGGCCUUGGAUCUUGGGAAUCAUCAUCCAGCAGAGGAGCAACCCUGGGCAGAGAAUUAUGGCCAGUCACAUCCAGCUGUGGUUGAAAGCUAUCCUGUGGCAGCAGAGAACCUCCAGCAGCCUUUACCUGAUCAGCCAUCUUACUAUGAGGUAAAUCUUCCGCCAGCCCUCAGUCUUCAAGUGCAGCCAUCUAUUAAUGACCUGGAGAUCUCCAUCUACUACAGGAAAAAGGAAAUGCUGAAGACGACACUGCACACUCCCCGUCUCCAGCUCCACUACCACCAAGAGGCCCCUGAGUUUAACGUUUAUAAUCUCUGCUUCCCGUCUACUGAGGGUCUGCUGGACCAAAAACAGGUUGAAUACACCAACCGCAUCCUCAACAGCAUCCAAAGAGGUCUCCUCCUGGAGGUCAAGGACACAGGUAUCUACGCCUGCAGACAGGACAGGUGCCAUGUGUUUGCCAGCACUAGUGACCCCAGUGUGGCCCACCCAGACCCCAGAAAACUUCCCCAGAACACCUUGGAGGAGAUCCUAAGCUUUGACAAAUAUGUGCAUGAGCUGAGGCAGUUUAAAGAGAACAAUGGCGGCUCUCCUGAAUACACAAUCAACAUGUGCUUUGGAGAGAAGUUUCCAGAUGGAAAACCCCUGGAGAAGAAGCUCAUUGUAGUCAAGGUGGUCCCUUUGAUAUGCAGAUACCUUCAUGAGAUGGCCCAGAUGGAGGGUUUCUCGUCUCUUCACAGCGCAAACGUCAGCCUCCAGAUUUCACACAACAGCCUAAUUGAUCUCAUUAACACCGUCUUUGGUUUGCCAUCAGCUGAAGAGCCAGAACAGGCAGCCACACCAUUUCUACCUACAAUCUGAAGGUUUACCCCUCAUUCCCCUCUAACAGGGACUUUUAGUCCACCUAUAGCAGGGUGUCCAAACUUUUUCCAUCGGGGGCCACAUAAAGACACAUAUAAGGACGGUGGGACCACUUUCAUAUACCUCACUUUGAGGGUAUUUAAGUUAGUAAAACCAGUCUAAUGUAGGUUAAGAUAUGCUUAAUAAUUGGGUAUGCUGAAAUUCAAGACUGACACUUGCUCCACCCCUGAAAUGUCACUGGUGCUGCUUUUUGCUGCCAUAAUCCAUUAGAGCAUUAUAAGUCAAGAUAUGAUUAUUAUUUUGGUUGCCAAUUUGUUCACAAUGUGCAGUGGUACAAAACAAAAUCAGGAAAAUCUUCUCGUCAAAAUGUUAAUUUACAGAAUCAGAAUGGUAGUGGCUCCUUGUGCUGAAACUAAGAAGAAUAAGCACAUGUUUCAUGCUCUAAUAUGGGCCAUAUUUCAUUCUACUUGAAAGAAUUUGUUCCAAGCCAAUAAAAAGUCGGUCCCCCCAGCCGUAGUUUGGACACCCCUGACCUAUGGGAUCACAAGAUGCACCACAGCCUGCUCUGAUCCAAAGCUUUGCUUAAAAACUUUUUCAGGAUGUCAUGUUUAAUAUCUGACUCUCCAUCCUCCUGCUUCUGUUCACUUUAUCAUUAACUAUCAGCAGAAAACUGACAUAAUAUCACUACAUACUGAAAGCAGAACUAGACUCCUUCAAGUGGGCUGUUACAUUACUAAGAAUGAAUUUUUAAAUGACUUCUGUAAAUGUCAAAUCAUCACUGAAAUGUGCGCUUCUGAUGAUUCCAUAUCUAUAAGCUUGAAAAGUGAGAAUUAAGGUCUUUUCAUAGUGUCAUAUGUGGUUAACUGUUUUGCACUUCUAUAUUUGUUAAGGUUUCCAAUCUGUCAUUUUGCACUUUCUUUAACAGAAAAAAAGAUCUAGCUGUAAGAUUUUAGAUACAUUGUUAAACACUGAAAAAAGUCUCAUGUCUUUAUCCCUGUGAUGAAAUGUAUGUUUUAUAAUGCUGGAAGAUAUUUAAUAAAAACAUGGACAAAAACUUUGGGGUAUUAGCGGCUCUCUUUUACAGGGUAUGUCCAGAAAUUCUGACAUCAAAUCUAAUACU
This is a messenger RNA of Cheilinus undulatus (humphead wrasse), 3814 nucleotides long. It is a transcript of the gene irf7, whose product is annotated as interferon regulatory factor 7. Gene Ontology annotation, cellular component: nucleus. Lineage: Eukaryota; Metazoa; Chordata; Actinopteri; Labriformes; Labridae. The transcript has 10 exons. Gene Ontology annotation, biological process: regulation of transcription by RNA polymerase II; immune system process. The coding region runs from base 1384 to 2694 and encodes 436 amino acids. Gene Ontology annotation, molecular function: DNA-binding transcription factor activity, RNA polymerase II-specific; RNA polymerase II cis-regulatory region sequence-specific DNA binding; protein binding. The record is from RefSeq and is a predicted model, not a curated record.